AUGUCCGGAAAAGUCUACUUCAUCUCAGGUGCCAAUCGUGGUAUUGGUUAUGAUUUCGCCAAACAAUUAUCAUCAAUUUCUUCAAAUACUGUUAUUGCAACAGCUCGUGAUCCUGCUUCAGCCACUGAUUUACAAGAAUUAGCUAAAUCAAAUCCUAAGGUUCAUAUUGUUAAGCUUGAUGUUGCUGAUGAGCAUUCAUUUGAACAAUUAGAUGAUCAAUUGAAAAACAUUGCUGCAAAUGGUAUUGAUGUCUUAAUUUCAAAUGCUGGUAUUGCACAAUCUUUCCAACCUUUAUUAGAAACUCCAAAGGAAAGACUUGUUAAUCAUUUUAAUGUUAAUGCUGUUGGUCCAAUUCUUUUGGUUAAAGCUCUUUACAAAUAUUUACAAAAAUCUCAAACUAAACAUAUUGCUUUCAUUUCAAGUUUAGCAGGUUCAAUUAAUGAUUUUGUUCCAUUUAGUACAUCUGCUUAUGGUCAAUCAAAAGCUGCUUUAAAUUAUGCUAUUAAGGAAUUCAGUUUUGAAUUAGAAUCUGAAGGUUUCACUGUGGUUGCUUUACAUCCAGGUGUUGUUUCAACUGAUAUGAAUAUAAAUGCAUUUCAAUAUUUUAAAGAAAAUAAACCUGAAGUAUUAGAAUUAAUGAAAGAUUAUGAAAGUUUAACACCUGAAGAAAGUGCUAAAAGAUUAUUGAAAACAAUUACUACUUUAUCAAAAGAAUCAAAUGGUAAAUUUUUUGAUGAAAAUGGUAAAGAAGUUUCUUAUUAG
Hansenula ciferrii is the source of this 762-nucleotide messenger RNA. Its product is annotated as SDR family oxidoreductase. Gene Ontology annotation, molecular function: oxidoreductase activity, acting on the CH-OH group of donors, NAD or NADP as acceptor. The record is from RefSeq and is a predicted model, not a curated record. The transcript has a single exon. NCBI's taxonomy places the organism in Eukaryota, Fungi, Ascomycota, Saccharomycetes, Phaffomycetales, Wickerhamomycetaceae. Bases 1 to 762 code for a protein of 253 amino acids.